Gaeumannomyces tritici R3-111a-1 is the source of this 1684-nucleotide messenger RNA. RefSeq lists its product as hypothetical. The record is from RefSeq and is a predicted model, not a curated record. The transcript is spliced from 2 exons. Bases 604 to 1527 code for a protein of 307 amino acids. NCBI's taxonomy places the organism in Eukaryota, Fungi, Ascomycota, Sordariomycetes, Magnaporthales, Magnaporthaceae.
UGGAGGGGUAAUCGAACCAGGGCGAAAAGUUUGUCUCUAGCUCACCAGGGCUAAAAGUUUGUCUCUACCUCACCAGGGCCAAAAGUUUGUCUCUAGCUCACCCAUCGGCCUUGCAGAAGGGUCAAGUUGAGAUGUUUGACAAAAAGUGCAGUAUAGAGUCAACAAGACCAGCCGCCACACAGCCCUGAAAGACUUGUCAGCGCAGAUAUGGCGUCUCAAUGCCAGGUAUGAACACAUCACCAAGCACCUACUUGAUGGGGGAUUAGAAUUUGUUGCUACUCGAACCCUCAUGGAGGCGCCCACACAAGUUCCCUAUUGUGCCGGGGCACCUCCGAUUUAACCGCCCCGGAGGCCAUGCCACCACCCUCUAUUUACCCCGAUAUUGAGCUAUAGCAUCCAUCAGUUAAUUACCUGUUCCGCCUCCCGGCCCCCAAGACUCCGACCCGCCGGCGAAAGCCCGAGCACUGCUACAUCAAGAGGUCACUACAACCUGCCGCCAAGUGAGGCUUGCGCCAUGUCACCCGCCCUCGCAAUAUAAAAUAAACAAGUCAUGUCUGCUCCCAUCCCGCUUCCCCAUUGCCCGCCGACGAAUGGCGUUCCCCGAUGCGAUGGCACGGGUUCUUUCCCCACGGGGAAUGUCCAUGUGGAAUACUAUCCUAUAUAGACCCUAUUCCCCGAGUCUCUUGCACUCUCCGCCACGUCCCUGUCACGUUCCACGCCGUCCUGAACAGAGCGCCCCGUAGUCCACGUCCAAACAGCUCCCAGCAGCCAACAACCCAGCAGCCAACAACCCAGCAAACCAUGAGGCUCAGCAUCCUCGCCUCCCUGGCCGCCGUGGCGCCCCUGGCCGCGUGCCACGGCGCCGUGACCAGCUACGAGAUCGGCGGGGUCAAGUACCCGGGCUACGAGGGCUUCUCGCCCAACUCGUCGCCCAAGACGAUCCAGUUCCAGUGGCCCAACUACGACCCCGUCAUGAACCCGGCCGACGCCAAGAUGCGGUGCAACGGCGGCACGCGCGCGGACCUGGUGGCGCCCGUCAAGGCCGGGACAAACAUCACGGCCUUUUGGAAGCAGUGGACGCACGCCCAGGGGCCCGUCACCGUGUGGCUGUACAGGUGCGAGGGCGCGCACGGGUCCUCGGCCUGCCGCGGCGAUGGCAAGGGCUGGUUCAAGAUCGACGAGAUGGGCAUGUGGGGCGGCAAGCUCAACUCGGAGAACUGGGGGACGGCCAUCGUGCUCAAGACGGGCAAGUGGAGCUCCAAGAUCCCGGCCGGCAUCAAGCCGGGCAACUACCUGAUCCGCCACGAGCUGCUGGCGCUGCACCAGUCCAACACGCCGCAGUUCUACCCCGAGUGCGCCCAGAUCGAGAUCCAGGGCGCGGGGACGGCGCUGCCGCCCGACACGCACAAGUUCUCCAUCCCGACGUACGCGCCCAUGAGCGACCCAGGAGUGCGGAUCGACAUUUACAGCUCCAAGGCGACCGAGUACAAGGUUCCUGGAGGACCCGUUUGGACCGGCUUCAAAUGAGUCGAGAUGGAAGAAAUGCUAGGGUAUCUACCGGUGCUGCUGGAGUGAAGAACUAGCUAGAAUGACAGAACCACCAGAACUGCGGGGUUGUGGCGACUGAGGCCUGGAGUGAAGUGUUCCAAUCUUUCCCCUGGAGUAAAGUGUUCCAAUCUUUCCC